Molecule: messenger RNA, 2360 nt
Organism: Prinia subflava (tawny-flanked prinia)
Lineage: Eukaryota; Metazoa; Chordata; Aves; Passeriformes; Cisticolidae
Gene: CCN1
Product: cellular communication network factor 1
Exons: 5
Coding region: 72-1727 (551 amino acids)
Biological process (GO): signal transduction; cell adhesion
Cellular component (GO): extracellular matrix; extracellular region
Molecular function (GO): integrin binding; heparin binding
Source: RefSeq, a predicted model, not a curated record
GGGAAGCCGGGCCCGUCGGUGCCGCCGGGCAUCGCCGGCUCCGGGGCUCUGCCGCGCCGGGAAUCGCUCGGAUGCUCGCUCGCACAGCACGGAGCGAACCCCGGCACGGCCGGGUGACCCUGCGGGCCACGGCACAGCGCAGGGCAGCCGCGGGCGCUCACGGCGGCCGGGGGCGCUCCCCCGCCGCUGCCCGCGCAGGUGGCCGAUGGCGGGGCGCCGCCGGCACGGCCGGGGUGCGAGCGGGCCCCUCCCGGGGAGGCCCCCGCGGCAGCCCGUGUGGGGAGCGGCCGCAGGGCCCGCGCAGCGGGGAGAGGCCUGCGCGCCCCCGCGGCCCGCGCGCCCCCGCGGCCCGGCCGGGACCCCCCGGGCAGCGCCGGGAGACGGGGCGGGGCGGGGCGGCCGCGGCGCGCGCCAGCCGCAUUCCUGGGAUGCCGCGAGCGCUGGACGCGGCCGCGGCCCGGAACGCGCGACGUCAGCGCCGCGGCGCACGCGGCGGCCCCGCGCCCUAUAUAAGGCGGUGGCGCCCGCCGCCGCCUCAGACUGCGCCGGCCGCGCUACCGCUCCGCGUUCGCAUAGCUCCCGCUGCACCGGCGCUGGACAUGGGCUCCGCGGGCACCCGGCCCGCUCUGGCGGCCGCUCUCCUCUGCCUGGCGCGCCUGGCUCUGGGCUCGCCCUGCCCCGCCGUGUGCCAGUGCCCGGCGGCCGCGCCGCAGUGCGCCCCGGGCGUGGGGCUGGUGCCGGACGGCUGCGGCUGCUGCAAGGUCUGCGCCAAGCAGCUGAACGAGGACUGCAGCCGAUCGCAGCCCUGCGACCACACCAAGGGGCUGGAGUGCAACUUCGGGGCCAGCCCCGCCGCCCUGAAGGGCAUCUGCAGAGCACAGUCCGAGGGAAGACCGUGUGAAUAUAAUUCCAAAAUCUACCAGAACGGCGAGAGCUUCCAGCCGAACUGUAAACACCAGUGUACGUGCAUAGAUGGAGCUGUCGGCUGCAUCCCGCUCUGCCCGCAGGAGCUCUCUCUUCCCAACCUGGGCUGCUCCAGCCCCAGGCUGGUCAAAGUCCCCGGGCAGUGCUGCGAGGAGUGGGUCUGUGACGAACGCAAGGAUGCGCUGGAGGAGCUGGAAGGCUUUUUCAGCAAAGAGUUUGGUCUGGAUGAUUCCGAAGGCGAACUAACCAGGAACAAUGAGCUGAUUGCCAUUGUGAAAGGAGGCCUCAAAAUGCUACCUGUUUUUGGAUCCGAGCCACAAAGCCGAACUUUUGAGAAUCCCAAAUGCAUUGUGCAAACAACCUCUUGGUCCCAGUGCUCAAAGACGUGUGGAACUGGCAUCUCCACAAGGGUGACAAACGACAAUCGUGACUGCAAGCUCAUCAAAGAGACCAGGAUAUGUGAAGUGAGGCCAUGUGGCCAGCCCAGCUAUGCUUCCCUAAAGAAGGGAAAGAAAUGUACCAAGACAAGGAAGUCCCCCUCCCCGGUGAAGUUUACUUAUGCUGGAUGUUCCAGUGUGAAGAAGUACCGCCCCAAGUACUGUGGCUCCUGCGUGGAUGGCAGGUGCUGCACUCCCCAGCAGACCAGGACUGUCAAGGUCAGGUUCCGCUGCGACGACGGGGAAACCUUCACCAAGAGCGUCAUGAUGAUCCAGUCCUGCCGCUGCAACUACAACUGUCCGCACGCAAACGAAGCCUAUCCCUACUACAGACUCGUCAACGACAUCCAUAAAUUCAGGGACUAAGUUGUGUUGGGGGGGAUGCAAAACAGAAUUCUGAAGCACCCAGCCACGGAGAAAGGACCUUUGAUGGAAGUUGUGCCUUGCCCAUUUAAAGGGCAACAUCGAGAUGUUACAGGAGUGCACUGUGCAACUGGACACUAAUGCAACAGAGAUUUAAGCAUACUUAAAGCUUCAUAAUACUGGAGCAACCUUACUGCUUCUUUUUGGAGCACCUUAUCUAAUUAUAUACUGUUUUCUGUUUGUAAGUGAUCAGAUUAAUGUUUUGUUCUGGUUAUGAAAACUUUUCUGUCCGAUUUGACACUAUGCUUCUCCCUCUCCCUUCAGUCUUCUCCCACCCUUUCCCAACUAAGUUGGAAGUUACAUUCCUUCCUGAGGUGGGCACUUGUGGGGUGUUCACAGUGGCAGCUAUUGUGUACCAACUGUAGUUUAAUGGCAAACAGAAAUCAGUUGUUUUAAAGCUGAGUAUUUUAUUUAUCAAACUGUAGCUUUUUGUUUGUUUGUUUCCUCUGAGGUUUUUUUACCCCUUCCAGCCCCUGUAAUACUGGAAUAAGUUGUAAAUGAUUUUAAUUUUAUAUUCAAUGAAUUAAAAGAAUUUAUUUAUGGAAUUAAUCAUUUAAUAAAGAAAUAUUUACCUAA